This is a messenger RNA of Chlorella variabilis, 2436 nucleotides long. RefSeq lists its product as hypothetical. The record is from RefSeq and is a predicted model, not a curated record. Gene Ontology annotation, molecular function: protein binding. The coding region runs from base 1 to 2436 and encodes 811 amino acids. The transcript has 11 exons. Lineage: Eukaryota; Viridiplantae; Chlorophyta; Trebouxiophyceae; Chlorellales; Chlorellaceae.
AUGCCCGCUGGCGGCGAGGAGCGGCGGCAUGGCCGGCGCCCACGUGCCGCGACCCAGCACCCGACCCCCAGCGCUCGGGGCGCGGCCACGGCCGCUGCGGCUGCCGCCAGCGGCGGCGCUGCACCGGGGCGUGCCCUGAGCGCCGACUUUGCUCAGCUGGUGCAGCAAGGGGGCCCGCAGGGCUGGGACUCGCUCCCCUUCCACGCCCUCUCCCAAAUCUUCAACUGCCUGGAGCUGAGGGAUCUCGCGGCGGCAGCCAGCGUGUGCAGCACAUGGCGGUAUGAGGCGUCGCUGGAUGCCCGCUGGCGCGCCUUCUGGCAGAAGCAAGUCAGCGACGUGGGGCUGUGGCGCUGGGCCAAGGCCGACGGCGACUACCGGCAGCAGCUGCGGGCAAAGCACCUGGUGCGGCGCGGCGACUGCGCCGCCACUGUGUUCCCCUUCAGCCGCCGCGACGGACCUGUCAGCGAGGCCCCCAAGGUGCCCGGCCAGUCGGUGCGCCUGCACGGCAGCUGCCUCAAGGUGUGGGAUGCGGCGGCGCUGAUGGCGCAGCGCCCGAUCCUCACGGUGCACGACGUCCUCAAGCACAUGCAGCUGGAGGACGGCCGCCUGUUCCUGUGGCGCAUCGCCGGCGAUGCAGUGAUCCCGGUGGAGUGCCUGGACGGCGAGGACCUGGAGGAGGUGGCCGAGGCGGCGCACUGGGCGGAGCACCCAGCCAUCACCGCCUCGGUGCUGGCGCCCGGCCCGCUGGCGCUGCAGGACGUCCCGCUGGAGGCGUCCUACGGCAGGCGCAUCACGCCCUGCGAGUGGUUGGACAUGUCUGGCGGGCUGAUUGCGGGCAGCCUGAUGGUGCCCAGCCAGGGCCGCCUCAUCAUGCGCCUGUUUGACCUGGCCACAGGCCGCUGCCUGCGCGCCAGCACCUGCGCCCUGAACGCCGACGAGCACGUGAUGCAGCUUCAGGACCACGAGGUCACCAUGAUUGUGACCCGCAGCGGCGAGACGGGCUCCCUCGUGGCCGCCACCUGCGCCCUGUUUGACACCCGCGUGUUCCUGUGGCGCCUGCGGGACGAGUGGGUCUCUGCCGGCCAGGCCACCGCCGCCGCCGCCGUUGCGGCAGGCGCCGGCAGCUCGGACGAGCAGGGGCAGCACGCGGGCGAGGCGCGAGACGCUGCCUGGGACCCGGCCGCGACGGUCGCCGCCGUGGGUGCUGCUGCGGCGGCGGGGGGCGGCGACGGGGGGCAGUACGAGCUGCGCCACGUGUACAGCACCCUGGAGGAGGAGCCGAUUGUGGAUGUCAGCAUCAGCACCACCGCGCACCGCCUGUUUGUGGUGGGCAUGGAGAAUGUCUUCAUUGCCGACCUGUCUGGCGUGCCCUACAUGCGCGUCUCGCUGGCGCGCUGGCGCGGCGUGGUGCCUGCCGGCCAGGUCAUGGCGGCGGCGGAUGUGGGGGCGUUCAGCUGGCCGCUGCCCAACAGCACCAAGACCGCUUUCUUCCUGGACACCACCAACUCCCUGUUCAUCGCUGAGUUCAGGCGCCCGCAGAUGAGCGACUACUGGUACAUGCAGCACGGGGAGGGGGAGUUUGAGCGCGGGCGGCGCCCCCGCUUUGACCACCACGUUGCGCAGCACCUGCAGCCCGGCUUUGUGGACAUGACCUACUAUGUGCAGAGCCACACCGACCUGCGGCCCCCGCCCACCGCGCCGCUGCUCAGCACGCUGCACGGGCGGGCCUCGGGGAUGCGCACUGGGGAGCCCGGCGUGGUGGAGUACACGCAGGACGGCGGCGUGCUGCUCACCACCGGCGACACCAGCUGCCCGGCGGUGGCGGCGCUGCUGGGGCACGAGAAGGCGGCGGGGGCGUACCUGGAAGGACUGGGCCCGCGCGCCGCCAAGCCCCGCACAGGCGGCAGCAGGCGGCAGCCCUUCAUCAGCCACGGCGGGCGGGGCCAGCGCGGCCAGCUGGCGCCGCGUGCGCUGGUCAUGAUCGACUCGACCAGCGGGUGCCGGUACAAGGCCGUACCGCUGGAGGGCGCGUGCGAGUCGGUGCACACAGCGGGGCAGUACGUGGUGCUGUCGGUGGCGGAGCUGGGCAGCUACCCCCAUGGGCUCAACGGCUCCAUAGUGGUGCUGGACUUUGGCGGGCGCGGCCUUGGGGGGCCCGGCGAGCUCGCUGCCGCCACGCCCGACCCCGUGCCGGCCCCCGAGCAGCAGGAGCAGGAGCAGCGUGGUGGCCGGCAACGGCGUGGCGGCAGCGCAGCAAGCAAGCAGCGAAAGGAUGACAAGGAGGAGGAGGAGGAGGAAGGGAAGCAUUCGAAAAGCAGGCGGCGCGCCAAGCCCAACAAGAGGCAGGGUGGAUCCAGAGCCAAGGGCAAGGCGCCAGCCACCCAGGCGGCGACGGAUGACGAGGCGGGGCCCUCGCGCAAACGGGGCAAGCGCUGA